Molecule: messenger RNA, 1214 nt
Organism: Aspergillus versicolor CBS 583.65
Lineage: Eukaryota; Fungi; Ascomycota; Eurotiomycetes; Eurotiales; Aspergillaceae
Exons: 4
Coding region: 8-1120 (370 amino acids)
Biological process (GO): purine nucleoside catabolic process
Cellular component (GO): cytosol
Molecular function (GO): purine nucleosidase activity
Source: RefSeq, a predicted model, not a curated record
CGCCAACAUGUGGUCAUCCAUACAACUCCCAGCUUUAAUAAUUCUGGCUACAGCAAUCAGUGUUUUGGGUGAUACCGACGCUGAAUCUGAGAAGCGAUACGCCAUCCUCGAUAAUGACUGGCUUGCGGUUAGCUUUCUACCCUUCCUCAUGGCCAUGAAGGGUGGGAUGGAAGUACUUGGUCUAGUUUCAGACACUGCAAACUCAUGGCAGAAACAAUGUGGCCUUCACGCCCUGGCGAAUCUCGAAGUCGGCAACCUCACCUGUAUCCCCGUGUAUCAGGGCGCAACAUGGCCCCUCAUCAACACCCCAGCGCGAUUCCAAGCAUGGGAGGCCGUGCACGGGAAACUCCCAUUCCAAGGCGCGUUCGGCCUGCAGAACAUAAGCGCCGAGCAACAGGGGAAGAAUCCGGCUUCUGGCGACCCGAACAGGGUCGUGGAAGAGGCGUUUGUUGAAGGAUUCCCAAAAACGCAGUUCGAUAAUUCGACGAAUGGGCCGAGUUUUAUGGUUCAGAUGGUGCGUAAGUAUCCGCAUCAGGUUUCUAUAUAUGCGGCUGGUGCUCUGACGAAUGUUGCGCUGGCUGUACGUAUGGAUCCGAAAUUCGCGAGCCUGGCGAAGGAGUUGGUUAUUAUGGGCGGUUAUGUGGAUUUUAACAUGCUACAAGCAGGCGGAGACAUGGAACAGGCAAACAUUAACUCUGAUAUCAACUUGAUGAGUGACCCUGAGGCAGCCAAGAUCGCAAUAAAUGCCAAUUUUCCUGAUAUAGUCAUUGCUGGAAACGUCGCAAAUCAAGUGCAAUGCACCCAGGAAUACCUGGACGAAGUAUACCAGGUCAAGAAUCCAUAUACCGCGCUCUUCCAUGACCACUAUGGUACAAAGUUUCCUUUCUGGGACGAGACGGCUGCAGCUUUGAUGGUUGACCAUUCAAUUGCUCUCAACACGACAUCACUCUACGCUGAUAUUGAUAUCUCAUAUGGGAGUCCGGGAUAUGGGAACAUCCGCCUCUAUCGAGAGGAACUUAAACCGCCUGGGGUCCGCGAAGUAACAUACGUGAACCGGAUCGACGGUGACAAGCUAAAGGAUAUGAUGACGAGUGCGAUGUGGGAGCCGCCUACCUGCUAACAAUGACCUAUUACCCAGGAAGAGUUGUUAACCUGUAUUAAGGCCCCUAUUUCUGACAGAGUAGACCACUGUGCAAAUCAUAUUCCCACUCAUC